Cuscuta campestris is the source of this 1068-nucleotide messenger RNA. Lineage: Eukaryota; Viridiplantae; Streptophyta; Magnoliopsida; Solanales; Convolvulaceae. The record is from the annotation of a GenBank genome assembly.
AGUUUCCAUUGCAUUGUCAAAUUAAGAUGGAGCAGGUUCACAGUUUCUUACUUGCAGUGGCUUUCUUAGCAUCCAUCUUCUUCUUCUCAUCAUUAUUAUGGGGAGCUUUGGAUUGGGUUUGGUUUAAACCCAGGAGAUUGGAGAGGGUCCUAAAACAGCAAGGCCUGAAGGGCAACCCUUACAGAGUCCUCUCAGGGGACAUGAAAGAUCUUGCCACCAUGAUAAGGGAUGCCACUUCUAAACCCAUGAAUCUCUCUGAUCAUUACACGCCCACAAGACUCAUUCCCUUUUAUCUUCAUCUAAUCAACAAAUAUGGUAGGAAUUGCUAUGUGUGGAUGGGUCCAAGGCCUAUGGUGCUCAUCACAGAUCCUGGUUUGAUAAAGGAGGUUCUCAAUAAACCUUAUCUGUUUCAGAAGCCCCGGACGAACCCACUGGUAGGGAAGUUGGUCCAAGGACUAGCCAGCUAUGAGAAAGAUCAAUGGGAAAAACACAGAAGUCGCUUUUGGACAUUAUGUAUGCUUUAUGUUCAAAGACAUGUUUAUGGUAGAUUACUUUGGGAAUCUGCAAUGCUAAUGCAACCAGCUUUCUUGCUAAGUUGUGGUGAAAUGGUAAAAAAAUGGGAAGAGAUUGUCUCGCAAAAACAGUCUUGCGAGCUUGAUGUGUGGCCAGACCUUGAAGGCCUGACCUCUGACGUGAUCUCUAGGACAGCUUUCGGGAGCAGCUACGAAGAAGGAAGGAUGAUUUUUGAACUCCAAAAAGAGCAAGCCAUGCACGUUAUGGAAGUUUUACGCCAGGUUUAUGUGCCCGGGUGGAGAUUUUUGCCAACUAAGAGGAACAAAAGAAUGAAUGCCAUCGAGAAGGAAGUGAAAUCAUUGAUCAGGGAUAUUAUAGGCAAGAGAAUGAAGGAAAGGAGUGCUAAGUAUUAGAAAUAUUAGAAUCAAUUCACAGCAUAAUUUUCAUCUUAUUAAAUUCAUCAUCAAAAUGAUGAGUAUAAAAUAAAUAUUACAAAGUAAAUAAUCAAGACAAUCAAGGAAGGUAAGUGGAAGAUAAUCAAAUAUCUUUGAUUGG